Messenger RNA from Pomacea canaliculata, 1540 nucleotides. Its product is annotated as galactoside 2-alpha-L-fucosyltransferase 2-like. Gene Ontology annotation, molecular function: galactoside 2-alpha-L-fucosyltransferase activity. Gene Ontology annotation, cellular component: membrane. The transcript has 2 exons. Gene Ontology annotation, biological process: carbohydrate metabolic process. NCBI's taxonomy places the organism in Eukaryota, Metazoa, Mollusca, Gastropoda, Architaenioglossa, Ampullariidae. The record is from RefSeq and is a predicted model, not a curated record. Bases 244 to 1506 code for a protein of 420 amino acids.
GGAGUGCCAAACCGGUUUCCAAUAUCAUUUGCACAUGACAAGUGCGUCUUUUAAGUCUUCAUGCAAAGUGUAGGAAAUAUCGCUCACAUGUGUGACAUUCACUAAGAGACAAGUAACAUUAGAUAGUACUCCUCACUACCCCGCCUUAUCAGGUUCAAUGUUCAGCCCGGGUGUCGCAAAUACACCGCCACGCACACGUGUGUGAUAACAACCUGUCUUCGUGAGGACCAAAGGACUAACGGCAUGACAAGAACACUAAAGUGUUUCGCAUUGCUGCUCAUCAUUGUCUUCCUGAUUCUGGUUUGCGAGCUGUUUAUCAUGGACAAGUUGAGCCUCAACCUCUUCUCUUUUCAGUUCCUAAGCCCUAGCGAAAACUGGAGACAAUCACCGGUUGUCAUCCCUGACAGCAAUAUUUCUUUGCCGACGUCAAAUUCUACGUUGGACACCAUCACGUUCUUGGCGACCAACACCUGGGGUGCAAAAAAUGAAACUCCGGCAGCGGAACUUACGGCGACGUUUGACGUUGUCCACCAUAGCAGCUUCCACAUCCUGACUGCACUGACCAGUUCAUCUUCAACCACCGGUCAUCCUGUCACCACUCCUACUAAAGGUCAGGCGUCGCAAAGCUCCUACACCUCCCCACGUGGCAUAAAUACAACUGGAGUCACUGUACCGUCGGACCAGCUCAUCGCAACCAAAGUCUUGUGUAUCAGUUUUGUGGGCCGACUAGGAAAUCAACUCUUCCAGUACGCAUCCCUUUUGGGCAUAGCUCUUAGGACGAAACGGAUACCUGUUUACCUGGGGAAGACUCUUCUGUCGGAUGUGUUGAGAAACACUUCACUGAUUGACACUUCUUCCCGCUACGCAGAUCGGUGUAAGGACUUUCUAAAGGAAGCAGAUGGUUGUAAGUUUUUCCCGAAGUAUUUCGAGCUGGACUCUAAGAGAGAUUACAGGAUCGGGGAGUAUCUUCAGUCCUGGCGAUAUUUCACCGAACACGAAGCGGAAGUACGUCACGCGUUGACGUUUACAGACACGAUUGUGUCUCAGGCUAAUCAAACAGUUGACGCCCUCAGACAGAAAUUUAAUCGCACACUGACAGGCAUCCAUGUACGCAGAGGGGACUAUCUAAGAAAUCCACGUUCUGGAUACAAGGCAGCACCUGUAGAAUACCUGUUGCAUGCCAUGGACUACGUCAGAAAAAGAUUCCAUGACGUCGUUUUUGUCGUUUCUUCAGAUGACCUCAAAUGGUGUAGUCAGCAGUUUGCUAACAAAAGUGACGUCACAUUUCUGCAGCGUCAGUCAUCGCCUGCAGUUGACAUGAUGAUUCUUGCGUCACUGGAUCACAUGAUCAUGACGGUGGGGACCUACGGGUGGUGGGCGAGUUUUCUGAACCGCGGGAUUACUGUCUACUAUCGAGACUUUGUUAAUCCGGGUACAUUUCUAUCAACACGCUUCAACCCAAACGGAACGGACCACUACUGUCCAGACUGGAUUUCCUUGUCCUGACUUUAAUCAGUUGUCCACAACGGGUAACGUUUUA